GAAAGUUUUUAUAUUUUGCUAUAAGCAAAUGUUUCUGAUAAGAAAAAUCCUCCAAAAAGCUCUAAAUUCAAUUCUGAAGUUGUGAGAUUUUAAAUUGUGUCGGACAUCACGGCUGAUAUUUCACGAACUCAUAUAAUGGUCCCACCAUUAUAUGUACUUGAAAGGCUACUGUUGUUAAUGACAUUUUACGUCAAAAUAAGAGCUUCUUAUUACAGUCCGGUAUACGUGUGGGGUGCUCAUUGCACGGAGAUACCCUCAUUGACAGUAACUGAAUCUUACUAUUUCGGAACAAAAAUGACACCACUGCUUAAGAACCACUGCAUAGUAGCCUUUGUGGAAAAAAAUCUAACUCAGAACGACUUUCUUUGUACUCAAGCAGUUACAAGGCAGCCAUGUUUUCAACAUAUGAAACAAUACACUCCAGCGACCUAUAUUAAUUUAGUCGAGGAUCCGAUCCAAGCGCUGCGGACGAUAUCACAACAGAAACUGAAUAUUUGGAUUAACAAUACGGGACAGAAAACAUAUCCGAUUGACUGCACUCCUGGCAUAAUUAAUUUUAUAUAUUUUAAUGAUACCGUCCGAAUGGAACGAAAUCAGAGGCUUAUUCAUCAUGAUAAAAUAAUUGCGAGUAUAAAUUGCGAUAUGAAAUAUGAAAAUAAAUCUGCUGUGUAUAUCUAUAUGUCAAAAGAAAACCCGGAACAUAUCAAGUUAAUAGAUACUAUUCAUAAACGUGAACGUCGCAAUGCGAGUGAAAGUGAUAGUUCUGCUCCAACUGAUAGCUCUGCUCCAACUGAUAGUUCUGCUCCAACUGAUAGUUCUGCUCCAACUGAUAGUUCUGCUCCAACUGAUAGUUCUGCUCCAACUGAUAGUUCUAAUAAUAGUUCUAACAAUAAUUUUUUUUUUGCCUCGAAAGAAUUUGUAUUGGAGUUUACUAAAUUGGAAUUGAAGUAUAAUAACAAUAGUGCGAAGAACUUAAGUAUCUCCAAUAUGGAUUGCACCACUUCUAACAUCUUAUUAUUAGUAACGCUGACAACAUCCAAUUCAUCAAAAAUAAUAUUUAAUAUAUCGCUUAUUCAGAACUAUAAUAUCGUAAGUAGCAUAGAGUACAACAAAUGCAAGAUACAUCCAUUCCUAUUUGAAAUACCCAGCCAAUUCUCGUAUCUUUGCAAGUCGUUGGAAGUUAAAUGUAAAGAUUUUGUGAUAACGUUCGACAGUGUGCAAUUUGAGGUUCUGUAUAGAUUAAAAAAUCCUCCGACCAAAAAACCUGAAUCCAGAGAAAAAUUUCAUUUCAAGCCGCCAUGGAACUGCGUUGGAUUCGUGACGCCGGCGAUUGCAUCCGGAAUUUUCGUGAUCAUUUUCAUAGUAUCAAUUACUCUGUGUGGAAUCAAUUGGAUAGCUAACAUAAGCGGAUGUGACCUCUAUGACGACCCUACGAAGCCAACAAUAACAAUACCACUAACCGCGCAUUGACAUCAUUUAGUGUAUAUGAUAUCAUAUACAUAUACACGGAUUUAAGUAUGCUGGAAUUGUUGAAAAACUAAAUUCUGUAAUUAACCUGUGUCCAUUAAACAAAUAAAAAUAAGUGAUAUAUAUUUUGUUGUA
Messenger RNA from Teleopsis dalmanni, 1602 nucleotides. Its product is annotated as V-type proton ATPase subunit S1-like. The transcript is spliced from 4 exons. NCBI's taxonomy places the organism in Eukaryota, Metazoa, Arthropoda, Insecta, Diptera, Diopsidae. The record is from RefSeq and is a predicted model, not a curated record. Gene Ontology annotation, cellular component: proton-transporting V-type ATPase complex. The coding region runs from base 136 to 1470 and encodes 444 amino acids.